ACAAAACAUAGAUACAAUUCUUUCUUUGGAGAAGUUCAGUCAAAAAUUCUCAAGUUAGUUUUAUAGUACACUGUCAGCUCCUGAUAUAAAACCGUUGUAACCAGACAACUAUCUUAAUUUCUCCAUACAUUAGAUCGUGUUCGGUUAUUGCUAUUUCAGGGUUAGCGAUUUGUUGUCCAUCAGAUCCCGGAGUCUGUCCACAUACGCAUUUUUGUUUACCCGAGAUGGAACACUAGCCACUCAAACUAUGCAUGUUCUACAUGAAAUCAUCAUGCUCUGUGUGUAUUUUUAAGCUGCUUUGGAGAGGGAGUGCGUGCUUUGGUGUUCAGUCUCAAGAUGAUCGAGGUGGUGGCCUCCAUGGCCCGAGGGUCCGUGUUCCUGGCCGGGGAACUCAUGGAGUGUCUCAUAACGUUCAGGAAUCCCAUGUCGCAUCUUUCCACCUCCGCCAGCAGUGAGAUGCUGGCGUGGGCCAGCGCCCAGAUCCACUGCCAGUUUCACGCCAGUGAGAGCAGAGUGGCUCUACCCACCAAGGGCAACAAGCAGGACGUCCAGGCUGAAAGUGACACAGUGCUUAUCCCAAGUAGAGGAGAAAGAGGACAAUGUGUGCUGGACACCCCACCGAAGAUACUUUUCUGUGAUCUGUGUCUGGAUCCUGGAGAAAGUAAAACAUAUUCGUACAGCGAAGUUGUGCCUGUCGAUGGUCCUCCCAGCUUCCGGGGUCAGGCGGUCAAGUACGUCUACAAACUGACCAUUGGCUGUCAGAGAGUCAACUCUCCCAUCAAACUGCUCCGAGUCCCGUUCCGAGUGCUGGUCCUGCACGGCAUGCCAGAACCUCCAUUUACGCCAGAUGAGGAGGUCUCCCCUUCAAAUCCAUUUCUGGAAGAAGAGGAAGCUAGUCGUAGAGACGCCCGACCUCUGGAUAGAGCUCUGGACAUGCUGAUGGUCACCACAUCAAGACGAUGCCCCCACAUGUUCAACAUCGCUAAUGGUCGAGGCAAAGUGGUUAAGCUCUGUAUCUUCAAGACGGUGUACAGACUCGGGGAGGAUAUCAUCGGCACCUUCAACUUCUCUGAGGGAGACAUUCCAUGCUUGCAGUAUUCAGUGAGCCUCCAGAGUGAGGAGGAGAUCCAGGAGCAGUACCAGCGACGGCCAGGUCAGGCGCUCAGCGUUACCGGACAUGGACGUCACCUCGAGUCGUGUCUCCACACGGCCUCCAGCCACUUCUCUCUCCCCAUCCCUCUUAAUGUCACCCCGGGUUUCAGCACAGACAUAGUUACCCUGAGGUGGCGGCUGCACUUUGAGUUUGUCACAGCGCGGGACCCGAUGGAGCCGCCGACAGUCCAGCCAAACCAGUCUGAAGUGACCGUUUGGACCGGAGCUGAACAAGUGGACGUGGACACCUUCAGCUGGGACCUACCUAUCAAAGUGCUGCCCACCAACCCUGCCCUGGCAUCCUACGUGUCUCAGUUCUCAGGCACCAACAGCAUUAACAUUUGACUCUGGGCAGAAUUUUAGGAGAACAAACCUACAGUGGUGAUUUUUUUUCUGUGUGAAAUAUGCAUCUUUUUAUGCCUUGUUUUUAAAGUGCACAGCAGGUUAAUGACAUGUGAUAAGCAACUCUGGUGGUUGUGUGUUUCUGUAUUUUUCUACCAUGAUCAUACGCCAUUUAAGGGUACACUUUUAUGACACACUUUUGUUUUACUUCAGUUACUGCAAUGAAAUGUCAUUUUAUUUCAAAGAACCCAAGUAAAACAGAAAUGAUGUGAAAUGAACAUAUAUUUUUUAUUAUUUUUUAAGUAAGAAUACAAUACCACGGAAUAAUACACAUUUAGGUAUAAAAUAUCACAGCAGAAAAAUGGUUUAGGAAAUAUGCACAUGAAAGUUGAUGUUUGCAUGGAGACAGGUUUUCCAAUUACUGGCUACUUAUGUACAGAAUAAUAAUUUUCAUGGAAAACUGUACGGUUGAGAUCUUGUUAUUGUAGUGCUUUGCAACAGAUUAUAUAAAGGCUAAAACCUACCUAGUUCGCACUGAAUUUACAUGUGAGCUAAUUGCAAUUGAAACUGUCUUAAAGCUAAAUAUAUUUUUGAGGAUUUAGCCACAAAUUAAACUCUAUAAUGGACAUGAAUGAUUGUGUGAUACUGUAUGCUGUUGUUCACAUUCAUGACAAACUGUAAUGAAACAUGCAGAGUAUUUUAAGAUAAAUUAUUGCAGCUGGGUUUAACAUAUGUAAAUGGAAUCAAACUUGCGUAAGUGACUAGGAAGUGUGCAGGUUUUAUCUCAGCACAUUAGCCUGGGAGCUGAUUCUGCUGCUGCACUGAUCCAUGGCUGGGGUCCCUGAUGCCCUCUCCAGGGUUGCACGGUUGGCGGGGAUCAGCUCUCUGUACCAGGGUCAGUUUACAGGUAACCGGUUCCACUCGGACCUCGCACCAGGCGGGAAAGUCAACUGGCCGAUGAACCCUAGGACGAAGGAGAAGCAAGAACAUUGAUGCAGAGAAUUUAUAACUAAAUAUUUAAAGCCAAUUUUAAUAGAAAGGAACCAUUAUUGUGUAUUUUCCUGUAUACAAAAAAAUGAAUAUUCUGAGCAUCCUUUGUAAACAGCGCAGCAUUGUCCUUUCACAUUUUUCAGCAAAACGCAUCUUUUAUUGCAGACAAAUACUCAUUGAGAGCACAACAAUCGCGCAUGCAUCUACUCACGUUUCACAGCAGCCGACACCAACAGGGUGCAGACAGGUGCAUUGCAUGCAGGUGUUGUCCAUCCAAGUGUCCCCAAUGGAAAAGUUUCUCCCCUCAAACACACACGGAGCUGUAAAAAGAAAGAAAUAAAAGAA
Molecule: messenger RNA, 2829 nt
Organism: Synchiropus splendidus (mandarinfish)
Lineage: Eukaryota; Metazoa; Chordata; Actinopteri; Syngnathiformes; Callionymidae
Gene: rgp1
Product: GP1 homolog, RAB6A GEF complex partner 1
Exons: 9
Coding region: 337-1497 (386 amino acids)
Biological process (GO): retrograde transport, endosome to Golgi
Cellular component (GO): Ric1-Rgp1 guanyl-nucleotide exchange factor complex; Golgi membrane
Source: RefSeq, a predicted model, not a curated record